CUCCUGCCCAGUUUCACUGCAGAGAUGCUCACUAAUGCAACAUUAGGCAUCAGCUGCACCAACUACCAUGUAAUAGUUGAGGCAUUAAGCAAUGUUUCUGUGAACAUGCCAGAUAAUAGAAAACAGGAAUUUGCAGCUGUUCUGGUGGCACAUCUACAGAAAUCCAUACAACAAAUUACCCAACCAGCUUGCAGAGUGAGCAACCAGACGGACGCAGACUGGCUCUCCGCUAACCUCGGCCACUUCUCCAGCUAUGUGUCCUUAUCUCAGCUAACACAAUUCAACUUUUCUGGGGUGAAUGCAGCAGAGGUUCUAACUCUGUCACAGCUAGCAGAACUUUGCUCUAUUCCUUCUAGUCUCCAUGGCCCUCAGGAUGUAAACAGAGUGAUGUCGGCUGUUAAGCCGGACCAGUUUGCCGCCUUCUUUGACAUCCUCACUCCCAACAUCCAGCGGAAUGCGUCACUGUACUCCAGUGAGGUGAAGGAAGCUUUCCUUCAGGCCGUUCUUGUGAGAGGUGGUCUGUCCUCUGCAGCAGUGCCUGAUUCAGAAGUGUUGCAGUGGGUGAAUGUUCGGCUCAGGCCCCUCCUCUCCAGCCUCUCCUCUGUAGAUGUAACACCAUACUUCAACAUCAUCAGAGGCAGAAGCUGCAACAUCAGCCAGGCAGCAGUGAGCAAUUUGGACUCCCUGAGAUCAUCUUUCAACAACGACACACAGACCCAAAUCUUCAGCAACAUCCUGCAACUCCUCACUGGACCGAAUGGUUUGGGUUGCUAUGGUGGAGGAAGCUUCUAUGUCUUCCUCAAGAACUCGUUCUUCAGUUUUGGAUUGCCUGACCUGAGUGCCUUUUUGUCCCUCAUCCCAGUCAGCCGACAGCAAGAGCUGUUGGGCUCCAUCUCUCCAGCAGAACUGAGUGAGUUUCUGAAUGGGUCAAACACAGUCAGGAACGGGUCAGAUCUCUGCACACUCCUCAACAAAUACAACAGCACCAACCAGUACCUGGAGAAGGAGCCGGUUGUCUCUGCAGCUGUGGGCAGACAGACGUUGGGGUGCGUUUGGUCUCGUGCUCUCAGCGCCUCGUCUCAGGAUGAGGUGGAUCAGUGGUUUAAUGUCAGACUGGCUCAGUACCUGCCCCUCCUCAGCUCUCAGCUCAUCAGCCCCACCCAGCUCAGUGGCGCCUCCUGCCUGCCGUACAGAAAACUGGUUUCAAUCCUGGGGAACAACUAUAAUUACUCAGCCACUGAUUUCAGUCCAGCUGAUGUGUACAGCUCUAUAAAGGCUUACCUGAACAGCAGCGAUGGGACUCCUCGCUGCUAUAACCCCUCCAAUCCUCUUCUGAACUCCACUGCCUGGUUUUCCAACAACAUUGGAUUCUUCAUUACCUUCAUCACCCUCACUGACCUCCAGUCAUUUGUGUCAGACAGCCAGAUCGGUGUGUUCCUGGAAAACACAGAGAAUAUGCAGCUGUUUAACAACUCACAAAUUGCAGCCAAUGUCAUUACAUACUACAGCACGCAGAUAUACAUCCAAAAUCCAAACUACAACCCUCUCAGACUGCCAACGGUGCUCUUGUGUGGAGCUCCUGCCUCUGCAUUUGGGUCUGUUGGGGUUAAUGACAGCAAGGCCAUCCUGGAGCGCAUCAACAAAUUCUGCAGCAGAAUUGAUCCACAGGUUGCAGCAGUGCUAGCCACAAAAUUUCCCACUAUAUCCACAACUACAAUCCAGACGCUUGGCAACCAGAGCAUUGGUCUGACUGAGGGCCAGUUAAGCUCCGCUUCUCCUGAUGUUAUUAACAGUACCCUGCCCACUCUCAGCGUCAUCACAGGGUGGAACCAGGGUCAGGUCAACAAUAUCGUCCAGAACCUCAUUAGUGGGGGCUUUAACAUCAAUAGUGGUUCUUCCCUGGUGACCCUGGGUACACUUAUCGGAGGUGUUCCCUCAGCAACCAUCUCCAACAUCUCUUCCUCUGAGCUUCUGUCUGUGUCCAAGAAUCCAACAUUUAUCAACAACAUAAAGUCAGCACCAGAGGUUGUGCAAGAGACAUACGUCCAGAAGAUUGUUUCUGCAGACAAAACUAAAGUGGUGGAGAAUGUUCCGGAUGCGUUGGCGGUGUACAUACCACCUGUGCUACUGACGUCGUCAGCCACCGUUGAUGUGUCAAUCAUCAACAAGAAGAGCUGGAGACAAGAACAGGCUGCAGUGUUAUUUGAAACAGUGGCCAGUAAUAGUGACAAUACAGAAGAGCUGUCAGAGUCGAUACUGCAGGGAUUCACCUGCACUUCUGUUCGGACUCUGUCACAGCUGAAGGUCAAACAGCUGGUGAAAGCCUGUAGACCACGUGCUGGCAGGAACAAGGUCAUCCUGAAAGAGUCUCAGCUAACCUGCAUGUACAACUACGUGAAGGAUGAUUCAUCCCUGGGCUUUAGUGAUUUCCCUGGUGACAUGCUUCUCUACUACAGCUAUGAGAAGGUGCAGAGGGUGAACUGCAGGUCGUAUUUCAGCGCUUUGGGUGGAGCAGAUUUCUCGGUUCUUUCCAGUGUCCUCAACAGACAGUCCGUCUUGUUCAGGAAUGCACGGGACUGCCUGGGUGUAUCUGCUGUAGGUCUGACCAGGGAUCAAGUGGAGGUUCUGGGUAAUAUGGCCUGCACACUGGACUCCUCCUACAUCAAGAACUCUGACCCAUUCAUCCUUGAGAAACUGAAGAACUGUGGAGAUCUUUCUGACUCUCAGGCCGCUGCCGUACAGGAUCUUCUCCUCACCGGCAGCACUCCUUACGGUAAUCCCUCAACAUGGAAUCAGGAGACUCUGGAAAAGUUGGGCAUCCUGCCCCUUUACUUCAACCGAAAUUUCUGGGGAAAAAUUUAUUCUACUGUUAAAAAGGCAUUUCAAAAGACGUUCAAUCCAUUCAUUAGAGGGCAGAGGAUCCCGAUGUGGAAGCAAAAGAGAUUCUUUACAGAGUGCAACUUCAUCUCCAGAAUCAAACGUGGAGCAGAACUGUGCACUGUUCGCAACAUCACGGGAGCAGAAAUUGCAGAUCCUUCAUUUCCUGCUGACUACGAUGCCACUCAGUUGGAUAUGUGCAUGGACAUCACUGUCCUGAAGGACAACCUGGCAGCUGUCACUGAGAAAGUUGUGGCCAACGACAUGCAGAUGGUCAUUCUGAGCAAAUUAAACCAGCUCUACCCAUCAGGCAUUCCAGAAAGUGUAGUGAAGCUACUGGGCCCUACAUCUCGUGUGGCCACUGUUAGUGACAUCAGCAAGUGGAACAUCACCACAAUCGACACACUGUCCUUACUGAUGAACUCAACUAAUGGAGACUGGAACACAAACCAGAGUGCUGCAGUGAUUAUGAGGUAUCUGAGUGUGGCUGGUAACACCCUGGGAACUGCUGAACUAAACGCAAUCGGCUCCAACCUCUGUUCCUUGGAUGUCAGUGUCCUUAAAACCAUCACUGCUGACAGCCUGAAGAAUGCGAAUGCUUUCAACAUAUCCUCGUGCUCUUUUGAUCAGAAAUCAGCUCUGUACUUCAUUGCCAACAUCUCAUUCAGCACCCAGCGCAGCAAUCCUGCAACAUACUACCAGUUCAUCAGCCCUUACCUGGGUGGAGCUCCUCUUCAAGAUAUACAAGCUCUUUCUACUCAGAACAUCAGCAUGGACAUCCUCACCUUCAUUAGUCUGAACCUUGCUGUUGUUAAGGCCCUGAAUGUGACUACAGUGCAUGAUCUACUGGGGGUAAACAUUGUCUAUCUGAAGCAGUUUGAGAACUCCUCUGUGAUUCAGGCCUGGGUGGCUAACCAGAAACAAUCUGAUUUAAAUACCCUGAACAUUGACCUGCAGGGGGGUAUUCCUGACCCCACAACGAUACCUACCACCACUGCAAUCCUCAGCACCACUGUCACUCCCACUGCUAGUGCCAACACCACCAUGACCAUGGCUAAUGUUAUCACUACGACAUCCAACAGCACAACUGGCCAUGUCGACAACACCACCAUCAGUGCCAACACUGCAAUCCUUAACACCACUGUCACUCCCACUGCUAGUGCCAACACCACCAUGACCAUAGCUAGUGUUAUCACUACGACAUUCAACAGCACAACUGGCAAUGUUGACAACACCACCAUCAGUGCUACCCCUGCAAUCCUCAACACCACUUUCACUCCCACUGCUAGUGUCAACACUACCAUGACCAUGGCUGGUGUUAUCACUACGACAUUCAACAGCACAACUGGCCAUGUCGACAACACCACCAUCAGUGCCAACACUGCAAUCCUCAACACCACUGUCACUCCCACUGUUAGUGCAAACACCACCAUGACCAUAGCUAGUGUUGGCACUACCACAUUCAACAGCACAACUGGCCAUGUCGACAACACCACCAUCAGUGCCACCACUGCAAUCCUCAACACCACUGUCACUCCCACUGCUGGUGCCAACACCACCAUGACCAUAGCUAGUGUUAUCACUACGACAUUCAACAGCACAACUGGCCAUGUCGACAACACCACCAUCAGUGCCAACACUGCAAUCCUCAACACCACUGUCACUCCCACUGUUAGUGCAAACACCACCAUGACCAUAGCUAGUGUUGGCACUACCACAUUCAACAGCACAACUGACCAUGUCGACAACACCACCAUCAGUGCCACCACUGCAAUCCUUAACACCACUGUCACUCCCACUGCUAGUGCCAACACCACCAUGACCAUAGCUAGUGUUAUCACUACGACAUUCAACAGCACAACUGGCCAUGUCGACAACACCACCAUCAGUGCCACCACUGGAAUCCUCAACACCACUGUCACUCCCACUGUUAGUGCAAACACCACCAUGACCAUAGCUAGUGUUAUCACUACGACAUUCAACAGCACAACUGGCAAUGUUGACAACACCACCAUCAGUGCUACCCCUGCAAUCCUCAACACCACUUUCACUCCCACUGCUAGUGUCAACACUACCAUGACCAUGGCUGGUGUUAUCACUACGACAUUCAACAGCACAACUGGCCAUGUCGACAACACCACCAUCAGUGCCAACACUGCAAUCCUCAACGCCACUGUCACUCCCACUGUUAGUGCAAACACCACCAUGACCAUAGCUAGUGUUGGCACUACCACAUUCAACAGCACAACUGACCAUGUCGACAACACCACCAUCAGUGCCACCACUGCAAUCCUUAACACCACUGUCACUCCCACUGCUAGUGCCAACACCACCAUGACCAUAGCUAGUGUUAUCACUACGACAUUCAACAGCACAACUGGCCAUGUCGACAACACCACCAUCAGUGCCAACACUGCAAUCCUCAACACCACUGUCACUCCCACUGUUAGUGCAAACACCACCAUGACCAUAGCUAGUGUUAUCACUACCACAUUCAACAGCACAACUGGCAAUGUUGACAACACCACCAUCAGUGCUACCCCUGCAAUCCUCAACACCACUUUCACUCCCACUGCUAGUGUCAACACUACCAUGACCAUGGCUGGUGUUAUCACUACGACAUUCAACAGCACAACUGGCCAUGUCGACAACACCACAAUCAGUGCCACCACUGCAAUCCUCAACACCACUGUCACUCCCACUGUUAGUGCCAACACCACCAUGACCAUAGCUAGUGUUGGCACUACCACAUUUAACAGCACAACUGGCAUUGUCGACAACACCACCAUCAGUGCCUCCACUGGAAUCCUCAACACCACUGUCACUCCCACUGUUAGUGCAAACACCACCAUGACCAUAGCUAGUGUUAUCACUACGACAUUCAACAGCACAACUGGCAAUGUUGACAACACCACCAUCAGUGCUACCCCUGCAAUCCUCAACACCACUUUCACUCCCACUGCUAGUGCCAACACUACCAUGACCAUGGCUGGUGUUAUCACUACGACAUUCAACAGCACAACUGGCCAUGUCGAAAACACCACAAUCAGUGCCACAACUGCAAUCCUCAACACGACUGUCACUCCCACUGUUAGUGCCAACACCACCAUGACCAUAGCUAGUGUUGGCACUACCACAUUCAACAGCACAACUGGCCAUGUCGACAACACCACCAUCAGUGCCACCACUGCAAUCCUUAACACCACUGUCACUCCCACUGCUAGUGUCAACACUACCAUGACCAUAGCUAGUGUUAUCACUACGACAUUCAACAGCACAACUGGCCAUGUCGACAACACCACCAUCAGUGCCACCACUGCAAUCCUCAACACCACUGUCACUCCCACUGCUGGUGCCAACACCACCAUGACCAUAGCUAGUGUUAUCAAUACAACAUUGAACAGCACAACUGGCAAUGUUGACAACACCACCAUCAGUGCCAACACUGCAAUCCUCAACACCACUAACACACCCAGUGCUAGUGCCAACACCACCAUGACCAUGACUAGUUGCCACCACUGCAAUCCUUAA
Molecule: messenger RNA, 6408 nt
Organism: Colossoma macropomum (tambaqui)
Lineage: Eukaryota; Metazoa; Chordata; Actinopteri; Characiformes; Serrasalmidae
Exons: 30
Coding region: 25-6408 (2127 amino acids)
Biological process (GO): cell-matrix adhesion
Cellular component (GO): cell surface
Source: RefSeq, a predicted model, not a curated record